Molecule: messenger RNA, 1602 nt
Organism: Notodromas monacha
Lineage: Eukaryota; Metazoa; Arthropoda; Ostracoda; Podocopida; Cyprididae
Source: the annotation of a GenBank genome assembly
AUGGCUUCGUUGAACGUCAACCGCAACGUCACAGAUCUCUAUUACCGCUACAAGAUGCCUAGAAUAAUGGCUAAGGUGGAAGGAAAAGGCAAUGGCAUACGAACUGUCAUACUGAACAUGGUUGAAGUCGCACGAUCUCUUGGUCGCCCUCCAACUUAUACGACCAAGUAUUUCGGAUGUGAGCUGGGAGCUCUGACAAGGGUCGACUUGAAGAAUGAUCGUUACAUUGUCAAUGGAUCUCAUGAUGCGAAUAGACUACAAACGCUGCUUGAUGGAUUCAUCAAAGAAUAUGUACUAUGCCGUGCAUGCGACAAUCCUGAGACUGUUCUUCUGGUCUCCCAAAAGAGAGGCACGAUCGACAGAACUUGCAAGGCCUGCGGUCAUCUGAGCCACGUUGACCUGACGCAUAAACUAACUGCUUUCAUCCUCAAAAAUCCACCUGAGGAUUGUAAGAAGAGCAAGAAUGGAGGCGGAACCGAAGCUGCCGAUAACAACGAUGACAUAAUGAACCAUAGCCCUACACAUGAGGAAGCAGAUGAUGACGAUUGGUCAGUGGACGUGAGUCCGGAAGCUGUGAAGCGUCGCAUGGAAGACCUGAGCAAUGGUGUCAAGAACUUGGCUGUCACCGACGACCUCGAGAAAACCGAGAAGGAGCGUAUUGAUAUCCUGUAUAAUUACGUGAAAGCGAAGAAGGAAGCCGGAAAGCUUGCGGUCGCUGGAGUUGAUAAAGACAUCUUGAACGAAGCUGAACGUCUGGACGUUAGGGACAAAGGAACAUUGGUUCUCGCCGAGUUGCUGUUCGAUUCAUCCAUCUUGUUACAGGCAAGUUUCAUUGAUUCCAACGCGAAGCUUCACAGACUGCUGUUCCUUCGCUUUUGCCACGAAAAUCCGAAAGCUCAAAAGUACUUGCUUGGUGGGAUCGAGCAAGUAAUUUCAAUGAACAAAGUCCUCUUGCCGAAAGUGAGCCACAUUCUGAAAUCCUUCUACGACAUGGACAUUCUGGAAGAGGACGUUUUGCUGGAUUGGGGUAAAAGAGUCUCGAAGAAGUACGUGACUAAAGAACUGAGUGAAGCCAUUCACACCAAGGCGCAGCCCUUCAUCACCUGGCUGCGCGACGCUGAAGAGAGUUCGUCUGAAGAAGAAAGCGACGAGGAAGAUGAUGUUGAGAUAUCAUACGACGAUCGAGCCUCUGGAGCGAAAAUCAAGCCAGUCGUCCAAACCAACGGCGCGAACCAUAAUGAAGCGGAUGACUUCGACAUAGACACCAUUUGAAAGUCACCGGCCAAAGUUGGAAGAUCAUCAACUACAUUACAAACCGCGUUUGAAAAAGGAAAAUGAUUACGACAAAGCAGAUAGGAAUUCUUGUUUCAAAGACCACAUGCUCCUUGUGGACAUGUGUAUAUUCUAUCGCUUUCAAUUUUACGUGCAGAAAAUCUUGUUCGUUAAUUUGCUGAUUGGCACGUCUGCGUUGGGUUGGUGUUGGGAAUCCUUUUCUUCCACUUUUUUUUAAUGAAUGAAGGAAAAUGUAUUGAAAACGUUCCCUGUCGCAGUCGUCUGGUAUUUCCAGGUUUAACGAAUAAUCACGAUAUGCUAUACUGAAAA